GUACGGCGGAGAUGUGGAAGCUGAGCCGCAACCGGGUGCUUCUGGAGGAGCCUCCGGAGGACGAGGACGGGCUGCGGGGGGCGCCGGCGGCGGCGGCAGCUCCGGCCGCGGCUCAGGGAUCAGGUUUUCGUGGUUGGAAAGAAGUAACUUCUCUGUUUAAUAAAGAUGAUGAACAACAGCUCCUCGAGGGAUGCAAAUCUCCCAAGUCCAAAGCAGCUAACUUACGAUUAAAAGAAGAGUUGAAGGCAGAGAAGAAAUCUGGAUUUUGGGACAAUUUGGUUUUAAAACAGAAUAUCCAGCCUAAAAAACCAGAUGAGAUUGAAGGUUGGGAGCCUCCAAAGCUUAUUCUUGAUGAUGUGUCUGACACAGGGGAUGCCGUGAGUGGUUGCCCACCCUGGCCAGACUGGGAGGAUGACACCAAGCGCUCCACCAAGUACACCAGCCUGGACAGCUCAGCCAGCAGCUCACGCUGGAGCCUCCGGUCGGCGGGAAAGCUAGUCAGCAUCAGGCGGCAGAGCAAGGGCAACCUGACAGACGCCUGUGAGGAGGUGGAGUGAGUAGGGACGUCACAUCACCUUUAGGGUUUUAUGGGCCUGUGACCUUCUGCUAGUGCACCAUUCAGUUGUUGAGCCCUCCCACAUUCAAAAGUAGGAAUCCACCGAGUGCCUGCAUUUCAUGCUCAAUGACCCUCAUGCACCGAGGCUCCCAGUUGGCACUUGGCUGCCUUGUUGGGAAAACAUCGACCUGCUGCGGUCUGUGUCUGCUGAAACUGGACUUGUUAACCUUAGCUGCUGCUCCAUGAGAUAGAAUAACUAUUUUCAGGCCCCACAGAGUUUCAAGCCAGCCUCAGCUACCUUGUCUUUUUAAGAACCUCCACACCUUCUCCCUGCAUGUGACGCGGGUGCUGCUGGGACUUGUAAGGACCACGACUGUGAUGCCCUCUCCCAUUGCCAGACACAAGACAUAUCUUCCAAAGGUUAUGGUGAUUUUGUUUAACCCUAAGUUAAACUUUUUUUCUUUUUUACUAAAUUAAAAAACAACCAAAUGCUAGUACUAAUGGCAAGUUGUUUGAGGUCGAGUGUCAGGACCUUAUGAGUGGUCCAUCUGCUACCAAGGAAAAACGGCGUUCAGUGUAUACUUGGGUGGCGGUAGUGGGUCUUAAAGAAUUUUAUUUUUACUUUUCUGAACUUACAAACAGUAUUCUUUAUUUUCUUCAAAAAAAAAAAACAACUGGUUUUCUUUUUAACUU
Molecule: messenger RNA, 1249 nt
Organism: Jaculus jaculus (lesser Egyptian jerboa)
Lineage: Eukaryota; Metazoa; Chordata; Mammalia; Rodentia; Dipodidae
Gene: Tdrp
Product: testis development related protein
Exons: 3
Coding region: 12-557 (181 amino acids)
Biological process (GO): spermatogenesis
Cellular component (GO): cytosol; nucleus
Source: RefSeq, a predicted model, not a curated record